GGGCCCGGGGGGGUGCCCCGGGGUCCCCCGCUUACCGUGGAUCUGCGGAGCGACACGGUGACCCGGCCGUGCGCGGGGAUGCGCCGCGCCAUGGCCCGCGCCGCCCUGGGCGACGACGACUACGGGGAGGACCCGACAGUGAACGAGCUGCAGCGCCUGGCCGCGGGGACUCUGGGGAUGGACUCGGCUCUGUUCGUGCCCACGGCCACCAUGGCCAACCUCAUCGCUGUGAUGUGCCACUGCCAGCGCAGGGGGGCUCAGCUCUUCCUGGGCCGGGACAGCCACCUGCACCUGUACGAGCACGGCGGGGCCGCGCAGGUGGCCGGUGUGCACUCCCAGGCACUGCCGGAUCUGCCCAGCGGCACGUUGGACCUGGAGCAGCUGGAGCUGGCCGUCCGCGAGGCCCAGGGCAGCCAGUACCACCCGCGCCCUGAGCUCAUCUGCCUGGAGAACACGCACAGCUCGGCGGGGGGCCGGGCGCUGCCCCUCACCUAUCUCAGCCAGGUCCGUGGGCUCGCAGACCGUUACGGGCUGCGGGUGCACAUGGACGGCGCACGACUGAUGAACGCAGCAGUGGCGCAGCGUGUGGAGCCAGCUCAGAUUGCCCAGCACUGUGACUCUGUGUCCCUCUGCUUCUCCAAGGGCCUGGGCGCCCCGGCCGGGGCGGUGCUGGCGGGGAGCGGGGAGUUUGUCAGCGAGGCGUGGCGAGUGCGGAAGGUGCUGGGGGGCGGCAUGCGGCAGGCGGGAGUGCUGGCCGCCGCUGCCCGCCUCGGGCUGCAGCACGGAGAGGUGACACUGCGCGGGGACCACGACAACGCCCGGCGCUUCGCCGAAGGUGUCCACGGGCUGGACUCCGCCAUCUGUUCCGUCAGCCCGGCAGCGGUGGAGACCAACAUAGUGAUGGUCAGCGUGCGGGGGCCCUGGCCGUGCCCCGCCGAGCUCUGUGCCCGCCUGCGAGCCGUCAGCGAGGAGGAGGUGACCGCGACCGGGCGGGCCGUCAGCGUGCUGCUGCUCCCCUGGGCGGCACGGACUGUGCGGGCGGUCUGGCACCGCGGCGUCUCGGCCCGUGACACCGAGCUCGCCAGGAGAAAGCUGGAAUUUGUGGCCAGGAAGUGCCAGGAGGAAUUGGCCUUGGGACUGCAUCCAGCGCCUGCAGGCGCUGGGGGAGCCUGAGCGUGCUGCCCGCCCCGCAGCUGCAGCGGUUGGGACUGGGACCAGCCCCUCUGUGCUCCAGAUGUGUUCCCAGCCUUCUGAAACUUGGCAUCAGCCUCACAGGCAGCCUGACACACCAAAGUCAGCCCAGCCUAGCGGAGAUCCCAGCACCUGCCCCAGCCACCCUGUUUGCCACAGGCAAAGCUUGGUUAGCUAAGCCACACAAAUAGCCAGGUACCCAGUCUUGCUUUGACUUGUCAAGUUGUGGUUCCUUUCACACUUCGGGAGUUUGAAGAGUAUCGAGCCACUGGGUUUUUGGAACCUACAGCCCAGCUUGCUUUUUAAUUCCGUACAGCCCAUAUGUUCCCCUGCUCCCAGACCAACGAAACACUUGCAGUUUCCUUUGAAGCAGGAGUUAGGAUUAAAUCUUUGUUUUAGCUUCUUCAUGUAAAAUACCUGAGUUCUUUGUUCUUUUUAUUUUAAGCAGUCCUGAUCUAUUUGUGGGCUACCUUUUAGCUAAGCUAGUAAGAGUUAAAAAAUAGGAACAAAAUGAAUUUUAGCAUGAUGUGCAUUACUGUGUUUCAGUAACCUU
Molecule: messenger RNA, 1744 nt
Organism: Ficedula albicollis (Collared flycatcher)
Lineage: Eukaryota; Metazoa; Chordata; Aves; Passeriformes; Muscicapidae
Product: probable low-specificity L-threonine aldolase 2
Exons: 7
Coding region: 79-1173 (364 amino acids)
Biological process (GO): L-threonine catabolic process; glycine biosynthetic process
Cellular component (GO): cytosol
Molecular function (GO): L-allo-threonine aldolase activity
Source: RefSeq, a predicted model, not a curated record